Oryza brachyantha (malo sina) is the source of this 1929-nucleotide messenger RNA. Its product is annotated as GTPase LSG1-1-like. NCBI's taxonomy places the organism in Eukaryota, Viridiplantae, Streptophyta, Magnoliopsida, Poales, Poaceae. Gene Ontology annotation, cellular component: cytosol. The coding region runs from base 5 to 1804 and encodes 599 amino acids. The transcript has 7 exons. Gene Ontology annotation, molecular function: GTPase activity; GTP binding. The record is from RefSeq and is a predicted model, not a curated record.
GGACAUGGGAGGCGGCGGCGGCGGGAGGAAGGACCGGGGAGAGGGGCUCGGCCGCGCGCUGGUCAGGCAGCGGAACAAGGCCGCCGCCGCGGCCAAGGAGAGGGGCCACGCGCUCUCCCUCGCCCGCCGCGCGCGCCAGCCGCUUGAGUCCGUCAUCGAGGUCAGCGACAUCGACGCCGUGCUCCAGCGAGCCGCCGAGGCCGAUCUCCUCCUCGGCGGUGACGACGCCGACGAUGCUUCCCUCUCCGCUGCACCCGGCUCCGGGCUCAUCGAUCUGGAUGGGACGGUGGAAACGGAGGAGGAAAGGCGAUGGCUGCGGGAGGAGCAGGAGGCCCUUCACGCCGGCAGCCUCAAGGUGCCCCGCCGGCCGCCAUGGACUCCCCAGAUGACGGUGGAGGAGCUCGACGCCAACGAGAGACGUGCCUUCUUGGAGUGGCGGAGGAACCUCGCAAGAUUGGAAGAGAAUGAAAAACUCGUCCUUACCCCUUUUGAGAAGAACAUUGAUAUCUGGAGGCAGCUCUGGAGAGUACUUGAACGCAGUGAUCUGCUGGUCAUGGUAGUUGAUGCUCGAGAUCCCUUGUUCUACCGCUGCCCUGAUCUUGAGGUGUACGCACAGGAAAUUGAUGAACACAAGAGAACACUACUACUUGUAAACAAGGCUGAUCUUUUACCACUGAAUAUCAGACAGAGAUGGGCAGAGUACUUCAAGCAACAUGAUAUCCUCUAUCUAUUCUGGUCUGCCAAAGCUGCUACUGCUGACUUAGAGGGGAAAAAGUUGAGCAGUUAUUCCAUGGAAGACCAGAAUACACCAGAUCUUGACACAAAGAUAUAUGGCCGGGAUGAACUCUUGGUGAGAUUGCAGGGUGAAGCUGAGUAUAUUGUGGACCAAAAAGAAGCAUUAAGAGCUAGGGAGGAUCGUAAAUCUAGUCCUACUGAUUCUGUCUCAAUACGACCCAAGCAUGUGGUUGUUGGAUUUGUAGGUUAUCCAAACGUUGGGAAGAGUUCAACUAUCAAUGCUUUGGUAGGUCAGAAGAGAACCGGUGUAACCUCUACGCCUGGCAAGACCAAGCAUUUUCAGACACUGGUAAUCUCAGAAGAACUCAUCCUCUGUGACUGUCCAGGUCUGGUCUUCCCUUCCUUUUCAAGCUCAAGGCAUGAGAUGGUAGCCUGUGGUGUCUUGCCAAUUGAUAGGAUGACAAAGCACAGGGGUGCAAUCCAAGUUGUGGCAAACCGUGUGCCAAGAAGUGUUCUAGAACAGAUUUACAAAAUCACCCUGCCAAAGCCCAAGGAAUAUGAACAACCAUCCCGACCACCAACUGCCGCUGAGUUGUUGCGGGCGUACUGCACGUCUCGAGGGCAUGUCAGUCAUGCUGGGCUGCCUGAUGAAACUAGGGCUGCUCGACAGAUUCUGAAGGAUUAUUUAGAUGGAAAGAUUCCACACUUUGAGCUUCCUCCUAGUGAUACAGAUUCUGAAACUUACCUAGAGGAAACCACUGGCCUAGAAGGCUCGGAUACUGAAGUAGCUGCUACAACUGUUCAUUGCGCCUCUGAUGAACAGGAUGAGGAAAUCGGUCAAGCUGAUGCUAACAUUGGCCAUUUACUAAGUGAUCUUGAAUCUUUUAACCUGGGUAGUGGAGUGUCCAAGAAAUCUACAAAGAAGAAAGAGCCAUCCUACAAGCAUCACAAGAAACCCCAGAGGAAGAAGGAUCGUUCGUGGAGGGUUGGAAAUGAUGGGGCCGAUGGAUCUGGUGUUGUCAGGGUAUUUCAGAAACCUGCCGUCAAUCUUGCUACCGUCACAUGUUAGUGCUUUUUGCUGGAUUAUGUGCUACAUCGCUCCCUUUUUUGUAGCUUACGGUAAUUGAAGACAUCGUCUAAGUCAGACUGCAUAUAUUUCAUCAAAAAUAUUUAAUCCAUUUUGUUUCAUCUUCU